AUGAUGGAAACCAUCUCAGGAUCCGGCGAGGGGCUGGCUACCCCAUCCGCUAUACUUUGUGGAGGUUGUGGAUCGGUAUCGUGUUCUCAUGCCAGGGUGAAGCCGGCAUAUAAACAGGGAGAUCUUCGUGGAACGUGCCAGCGUAUUGCAGAAGCUGUUUUGGGGAAAGACGACGAUUGGCAGAUCGGCAAGACAAAGAUUUUCUUAAAGGAUCACCAUGAUAUGCUCCUUGAGAUUGAGAGGGACAAGGCCAUAACGGACAAAGUGAUCCUCAUCCAGAAGGUGGUCCGUGGAUUUAAGGACAGGUCCAAUUUCUUGAAAGUGAAGAAUGCAGUUUUGAUGAUUCAGCGGAACUGGAGGGGACAUAAUUGUCGGAGAAAUUAUGGUGCGAUGAGGAUUGGUUUCCUGAGACUGCAGGCUCUCUACCGCUCCAGAAAACUCCACAAGCAGUACUACAUGGCUCGCAAGCGCAUCAUCGAAUUCCAAGCCAGAUGUCGGGGUUUCUUAGUGCGUCAGGCUUUCCGCCAUCGUCUCUGGGCUGUCUUCACUAUCCAGGCCUAUGCCAGGGGUAUGAUCGCUCGUCGCCUGUUUAAGCGCUUGAAGGGCGAGUAUCAUCGGCGUCUGGAAGCAGAAAAACUGCGACUAAUGGAAGAGGAGCGGCUCAGGAAGGAAAUGAGUGCAAAGAAAGCCAAAGAGGAAGCUGAAAAGAAACACCAAGUGCGGCUGGCACAGCUAGCUCGGGAAGACGCUGAAAGGGAAGUAAAGGAAAAGGAGGAAGCUCGGCGGAAGAAAGAGCUGUUGGAGAGGAUGGAGAAGGCCCGAAAUGAACCAGUGAAUGAUUCUGAGAUGGUGGACAAGAUGUUUGGAUUCUUGGGAACCACAGCUUCUUUGCCAGGCCAAGAAGGACAAGCGCCGAAUGGAUUUGAGGAUCUUGAGAGGGCUCCAAAGGAGUUGGAGGAAGAUGACCUGGACACAGCCUUACCCUUGCCAGAGGAAGAGGAGGAGGAUCUCUCCGAGUACAAAUUUGCCAAAUUUGCUGCCACAUACUUCCAGGGCACAACCACGCACACGUAUAUCCGGCGCCCUCUCAAACAGCCGCUCCUGUACCACGAGGACGAGGGAGACCAGCUGGCAGCCCUGGCAGUGUGGAUUACGGUUCUUCGCUUCAUGGGGGACCUUCCUGAACCAAAAUACCACACAGCGAUGAGCGACGGCAGCGAAAAGAUUCCAGUGAUGACCAAGAUUUACGAGACUCUCGGGAAGAAAACGUACAAGAAGGAGCUCCAAGCCUUACAAAGUGAAGGAGAGAGCGCUCAUAUCGACGGCCACAAGAAGAACAGCGUGCGGCACAAGCUGGUGUCUCUGACGCUCAAGAAGAAAUCUAAGCUAACGGAAGAGGUGACCAAACGGCUUCACGACGGCGAGUCCACAGUCCAGGGCAACAGCAUGUUGGAAGACCGGCCGACUUCCAACUUGGAGAAGCUCCACUUCAUUAUCGGCAAUGGGAUCCUUAGGCCGGGAUUAAGAGACGAAAUUUAUUGUCAGAUCUGCAAGCAACUGACCCAAAAUCCUUCCAAAAGCAGCCAUGCCAGAGGGUGGAUCCUGAUGUCUCUAUGCGUGGGGUGCUUCGCCCCUUCGGAAAAGUUUGUCAAGUAUUUAAGAAAUUAUAUCAACGGCGGGCCUCCGGGUUACGCUCCAUAUUGCGAAGAACGACUCAGGAGAACGUUUGCCAAUGGGACCAGGACUCAGCCCCCAAGCUGGCUAGAACUUCAGGCAACCAAAUCUAAGAAGCCCAUCAUGUUGCCGGUCACGUUCAUGGACGGGACCACGAAGACUCUGUUGACCGACUCGGCAACAACAGCCAAAGAGCUGUGUAGCUCUUUGGCUGACAAGAUCAGCCUGAAAGACCACUUUGGGUUCUCGCUGUACAUUGCUCUUUUCGACAAGGUCUCUUCUCUGGGAAGUGGCAGCGAUCACGUGAUGGAUGCCGUAUCUCAGUGCGAGCAGUAUGCCAAAGAGCAGGGGGCCCAGGAACGCAAUGCCCCCUGGCGACUUUUCUUCAGGAAGGAGAUCUUCACGCCCUGGCACAACCCCAGUGAAGACACCGUGGCCACGAACCUGAUUUAUCAGCAGAUUGUGCGGGGGGUUAAGUUCGGGGAAUACCGGUGUGAAAAGGAAGAAGAUUUGGCUGAGUUGGCUUCUCAGCAAUACUAUGUGGACUACGGCUCUGAGAUGGUCUUGGAACGGCUGCUGAAUCUGAUUCCCUCCUACAUCCCAGACCGAGAGAUCACCCCUUCAAAAACCUUGGAGAAGUGGGCUCAGUUUAUCAUUGCCGCCCACAAGAAGGGGAUCUAUACUCAGAAAAGGGCAGAUCCCAAAAAAGUCAAGGAAGAGGUGGUCGAUUUCGCACGCUUCAAAUGGCCUCUGCUGUUCUCCAGAUUCUAUGAAGCUUUCAAAUUCUCAGGGCCUAGCCUUCCCAAAAAUGAUGUGAUUGUAGCUGUGAACUGGACAGGAGUGUACUUUGUAGAUGAACAGGAGCAGGUCCUUCUGGAACUUUCCUUCCCAGAAAUUACAGCCGUUUCUAGCAGCAGAGGGGGGAAACUUCAGGGCCAGAGCUUCACCAUGGCGACCAUCAAAGGAGACGAAUACACCUUCACCUCCAACAACUCAGAGGACAUCCGAGACCUUGUGGUGACGUUCCUGGAAGGCCUGAGGAAAAGGUCAAAAUUUGUGGUCACCCUCCAGGACAACCCAAUUCCUGUGAGCGAAGACUCUGGCUUCCUCAGCUUCCUCAAGGGAGACUUGAUCGUUUUGGACCAGGACACCGGAGAGAACGUGAUGAACUGUGGCUGGGCCAACGGAGUCAACGACAGAACCAAGCAAAAAGGAGAUUUCCCGACAGACUCUGUUUACGUCCUCCCCACGGUGACGAUGCCUCCUCCGGAGAUCGUGGCGUUGGUUACGAUGACUCCAGACCAGAGACAGGAUGUGAUCAGAACAGCUUCAUUGGCAUCAUCUGAUAGUGAGGAGAGGACGAAGCCAUACACCCUGGAAGAAUUCUCCUAUGAUUAUUUUAGGCCUCCCCCGAAGCACACCCUCAGCAGAGUCAUGAUCACCAAAAACCGAGGAAAAGACAAAAUGUGGUCCUACACUCGCGAGCCCAUCAAGCAACCCCUCCUCAAGAAGAUCCUGGGCAGUGAAGAGCUGUCACAAGAAGCGUGCAUGGCCUUCAUCGCCGUCCUGAAGUACAUGGGCGACUACCCUUCCAAAAGGACUCGCUCAGUGAACGAGCUCACCGACCAGAUAUUUGAAGGGGCUUUGAAAGCCGAGCCGCUCAAAGAUGAGAUCUAUUCGCAGAUCCUGAAGCAGCUGACCGACAACCACAUCAAGUACAGCGAAGAGAGAGGUUGGGAGUUGCUUUGGCUCUGCACAGGCCUGAUCUCUCCGAGUAAUGUCCUCCUGCCCCAUGUCCAGCGCUUUAUCCAGUCUCGGAAGCAUCACCCACUGGCCAACGACUGCAUGCAGAGGCUCCAAAAGGCACUGAGGAACGGCUCUCGCAAGUACCCUCCCCACCUGGUGGAAGUGGAGGCAAUUCAGCACAAAACAACUCAGAUUUUCCACAAAGUGUACUUCCCAGAUGAUACCGACGAGGCGUUUGAAGUAGAAUCAAGCACCAAAGCGAAGGAUUUCUGUCAGAACAUCUCAACGCGGCUGUUGCUGAAGACGUCGGAAGGGUUCAGCCUGUUUGUCAAAAUCUCUGACAAGGUCAUCAGCGUACCUGAAGGAGAUUUCUUCUUUGACUUUGUCAGACACCUGACCGACUGGAUAAAGAAAGCCAGGCCAGCCAAAGACGGGAUCGUGCCUUCUCUCACCUAUCAAGUGUUCUUCAUGAAAAAGCUGUGGACCAACACUGUGCCUGGAAAGGAUUCGAUGGCCGACUCCAUCUUCCACUACUAUCAGGAAUUACCAAAGUAUCUCCGCGGUUACCAUAAAUGCACCCGGGAGGAAGUCCUGCAGCUCGGCGCCCUGGUCUAUCGAGUGAAAUUUGAGGACGACAAGUCCUAUUUCCCCAGCAUCCCCAAACUCCUGAAGGAGAUGGUGCCUGAACCUCUCAUUCGACAGCUGUCUCCAGAUGACUGGAAGAGGUCAAUAGUGGCCUAUUUCAACAAGCACGCUGGCAAAACGAGAGAAGAAGCCAAGCUCGCCUUCUUAAAGAUUGUAUACAAGUGGCCUACCUUUGGAUCAGCUUUCUUCGAAGUGAAGCAAACGACUGAUCCAAAUUACCCAGAGCUCCUCCUGAUUGCCAUUAAUAAGCACGGUGUGAGCCUCAUUGAUCGGAAAAGCAAGGAUAUCCUCAUCACUCACCCCUUUACAAAAAUCUCCAACUGGAGCAGCGGAAACACCUACUUCCACAUUACCAUCGGCAACCUGGUGCGGGGAAGCAAGCUGCUCUGCGAGACGUCAUUGGGCUACAAGAUGGACGACCUCCUGACCUCCUACAUCAGCCAGAUGCUGACAGCGAUGAGCAAACACCGGAGCGCGAAAGGCACCAAGUGAACUGAGAGAAGCCUCUGGCCAGCCACUCUGGUGCUACUUUGUCAGCUGGGGGCUGUGGGUCACCCCUGCAGCUGGGGGAAGACGUUUUCCACCCACGUGUGGAAGAUGAGUCGAACUCCUUCAGAAAGCCUGUCAGACUCGGACCCCGAAGAGUCUGGGCUGACCUCCCCUUCGAGCGAGGAUGACUAUCUUUGAGGACAGCUUUCUGUUUGUAUCCCGCGCUGCCUCCUUUUCCUCUCUCGUUUUGGAUUUUUAAACCUCGACGGGGUUUUUUUUUUUUUUGCCCCUCUCAGACAGAGAAGCCACAAGAUUCCAACGUGGAUGUUUAACCAAAAUGGCGGCGGUUGCAAAGGCCUGUGGGAAAAGUUGGCAGGCCUCUUGUUUGAAAGAACAGCAGAGGGGACGGUGGACCCAACUUUCUGCUAGAAACAGACAUCCCCCCCCCCCACGGAUAAAAAAAUCACCCAGGUUUGAGGGCUGAACGUUCUCGAGAGAAGGAAAAAUUAAAGCGUUUUCUUUUUUAUUUGUGGGGAAAUGAAAUGACAGGCGAGGAAAACAACCACGUUUUUCAAGAGAGACAGAGCGAGGGAAGUUCCUACUGAAGAAGACCACCUUGUUAUAUGGGCAACACACUGUUAGUGCAAUAAGUGAAAUGUAUUUAAACUGGUUUGGUUUUA
This is a messenger RNA of Sphaerodactylus townsendi, 5234 nucleotides long. It is a transcript of the gene MYO7A, whose product is annotated as myosin VIIA. The coding region runs from base 1 to 4557 and encodes 1518 amino acids. The transcript is spliced from 33 exons. Gene Ontology annotation, cellular component: cytoskeleton; myosin complex. The record is from RefSeq and is a predicted model, not a curated record. Gene Ontology annotation, molecular function: protein binding; ATP binding; cytoskeletal motor activity. Lineage: Eukaryota; Metazoa; Chordata; Lepidosauria; Squamata; Sphaerodactylidae.